Uranotaenia lowii is the source of this 13938-nucleotide messenger RNA. RefSeq names its product leucine-rich repeat and calponin homology domain-containing protein-like. NCBI's taxonomy places the organism in Eukaryota, Metazoa, Arthropoda, Insecta, Diptera, Culicidae. The transcript has 10 exons. Bases 867 to 3719 code for a protein of 950 amino acids. Gene Ontology annotation, molecular function: protein binding. The record is from RefSeq and is a predicted model, not a curated record.
AUCUAUCGAGACAGUAGUUGGAUCGUUUUUGUAGCAACGGUGGACACGAUUUUGAAAAAGUAAAGUUUAUUUUUAGUCUAGACAAAUAAAAAAAAGGCGAAUUAAGACGCGCGUUACUGACAAUUUUGUGAUUUUAAAAAUAUUUUCUACGAUUUACUAACGAAAUUAUCGGUCGAACAACCUGUGGUGAGGCUAGCCGUUUUAACUUCCGCAGGAUUUGGGAAGUGUGUUCCGGUUUUUUGUAUGGCCGAAAAUUGUACAAGUUGGUUAGGUUUGUUCUAGAAGUGUGUGCGUGAAAACAGGAAUCCAGCCGGGAGGAGUUGCGAAGUCGAUUCUCCGGGGCCGUUCGUUUUCCAUGCCCAUAGAAUAUUGUCUACAUCGAAUAAGUGCGAAUGGUAUUCGUUUCGAUUUAUGAAGAAAAAAUGUGCUCAAAGAAUAAAGGGUCGUCAAACUUCGAAUCCUAUCGAAAUUCAAUUGAAUAAACCUCUGCCCGCUUUCAAUUUUAUGGUUCAUAAAAGCAAAAAGUGUUAAAGAGAAGGCAGUUGAAAAUUUUCCUGAAAUCUUAUCCCUGAAAAGGGAGCAGGUGCAGAAUCCCAACCCAGGAGUAUAAAAAGUAUUUCUACAUCAGUGUGUUAGUGCAAAGAUUAAAGAAGGGCGAUUCCACCCCUCCACCAGAAGUGAAGUAAAGUGGCCACUUUCUGGAAAUUGAUAAUCCGAGUGUCUGUGUCUUUUUCGGUUUCCGAGGUCUUCAAACCAAAAGUGUGUCCCCCUCUCAGAUGUGUUGCUAAGCUACUUAAAAGCGAAGAAGAACCAAAAUCUCGACCCCUCCCACACAAUUUUCCCCCCACUGACAAGCCACCAGGGAAAUGGCCGUGGCUUGUCUGAAGACUUCGAAUCUCCUGUACUCGUCAUCGUCGCCUUCCGGUUCUCUACUGUCCGGUGCCAGCUCCCUCGGAGCCGCGAGCACAUCCUCGGCCACAAUGAACGGUGCCAGCGGAGGCCAUUUGGCGGCCACCAGUCAGCUUACCCGGUCCCUGGAACGGAUCCUUGAGGAUGCCAACCUGAGCGGGGAGUUGAAGCUGAGCGGCCGGAAGCUGAAGGAUUUUCCCAAGGCUGCCGGGAAGUUCAACCUCAGCGAUACGGUUAUUGCAGAUCUAUCCCGCAAUCGGUUCUGCGAACUGCCCGAGGACAUCACAUCGCUGGCCUUUCUCGAGCGGCUGCUCGUCUUUCACAACGCGAUCCGCUCGAUUCCAGACACGAUCCGCGGACUGCAUUCACUAACAUACUUAGAUCUAAGGAACAACCAGCUGGCGGUGCUACCGAGAGAGAUUUGCUUCCUGCCGUUGCAGGUGCUUCUCCUCUCCAACAACCGACUGGUGACGCUCCCGGACGAGCUCGGGCGGAUGGAGGAACUGACCGAGCUCGAUGCCGCCUGCAACCAGAUCACACAUCUUCCUCCCCGGAUGGGCGACCUCCGGAAUUUGCGAUCGCUAACACUCCGGAACAAUCAGCUGGUGUACCUGCCCCGGGAUCUCACCUGUCUGCAGCUGGUGUUCCUGGACAUCAGCAGCAACAAAAUUGCCACCCUGCCGGUGGAGCUGCGACUCAUGGGCACCCUGGUGGAUCUGGAGCUGUCCAACAACCCGCUGACCUCACCACCGGCAAGUUUAUGCGUCCGAGGCUUAGUUCACGUGUUCAAAUUCCUGGAAACGGCCGCAACCAAAGAGGAAAAAUCCAAAAGUGGCCUCGAUGGUCACGCCACCCUUCGGAGGUCGGCCCUGGGAUCGAAGAAUUCGUCCGGCAGCUUGUUGGACAACAGCCGGAACCGGAGAGCUCACGUAGACUCCGGUUACAGUACCAGUGAUGGCGGAUUCGAUGGUAAGCGUUGGUCUCAGGAAGAACCGCACGAGUUUAGCACAUCCUACUAUAAUAGCACAAGCAAUAGCACAAGCACAACGACCGGAAAUGGUAGUGGCACCUAUUCGCCGAAAUGGUCACCCGUUCCGUUGCACACCGGUUUCGUGACCGGGAAGCCACCACCCACACCACCUGCACUGGGCAACUCGACCGCGAGUCCCUGCCAUAGUUCUACUAAUAUGUUAUCGUCUACCACAGGUGGAAGCGGGUUUUCAGCUUUACUAAGCGGCGGAUCUGGGGAACGAACCUUGGAAGAGGAGUUCAGGAGAGGUGUCGCACUGCAGGAGCAAGCAGAGCGGAGAAAGCUAGCAAAUAAUAAUAGUAACGAUAUUUCACCGGAAGGAGAUCUUACCCCUGAUAGUAUGAAGGCUGACGAUAAAAUGCGCUCGUUAGGAAAUAUUCAAACUUAUAGGGAAUACAAGGAAGCGCUCCGUCAGCAACGGGCUCAAAGUGACAUCUACCGACCCAAAGAUCAACAGGCACACACCCCGGACAGUGGAGGCUCGACGGCAGAUUCUCCGCUGAGCAACUUCUCCCCCUACAACAAAUCGCAAGCGACCACACCUUCACCUUCCGUCUACAGUAGCAGUAACCAAAGUUCACCACUCUCACCUCAUCAUGGUAACAUCCACAAGCUGAACCAAAUCAACGCCAACAACGGCGGUACAACGGCCACGUUCAAUCCGGGCAACAGCUCUAGUCCACUACUAUCGCCAAACCGAAACGCCAACGUUGCCCCAUUCGAGGAUUCCGGCACUGGCACAACGAACAGCACCUCUUCAACCCCGAACAAGAGGCCCGUUCAAAAGGUCAUUCCAUCACGAAAUAUUACCUCCACAUAUCAAUCCAGCAGCCAAUCGCCGACGCAUCUGAACGGAAAUCACACUGCCUCCAAUGGCAAGAUUCCGGUCGCCAACGGAACCCCUGUAAAAACUCCGCUAACCAACAGUAGCUGUACGACCGAUUACGCUUACGUGAAACCCAACAGUCCCUGUAAGGCUUCCAGUGGUAUAUUGUCCCACAACAAUGUUCCUUCGUCGAUUCCGAAACCGACCGCGAAUGGGGGAAGUAGUUCCCCGAAUGGGAACCAAAAACCCCUAACCGCAACGGUCGGUUACGUUAACAACGGCAAACCGGGGCAGAAAACAAAUAAAACUGUCUCCUGGAAUCGGGACGUACCCACGACGGAUAAGCUGAGCUUUACGAUGCGUCGGGAGUUUGACAAGCAGAAGGAGGAAACCGAACUGAUCGAUCAGUUGCGACAUAUAAUUGAAGCGCGACUGAAGAUGACCCUGCCGGAGGACAUUGCUCCGGCCCUGACCGACGGGGUGGUGCUGUGUCAUCUGGCGAAUCACGUGCGGCCCCGGUCAGUCAACAGCAUCCACGUGCCGUCGCCGGCGGUGCCAAAGCUUACCAUGGCACGGUGCAGGCGAAACGUGGACAAUUUCCUCGAUGCCUGCCGGAAGAUCGGAGUCGAUGAGCAGAACCUACUGUGCUGUGCGGCCGAUGUCCUGGAAGGGCGUGGCAUCGUCCAGGUGGCCAUCACGGUGGUGGAGCUGCUCAAAUUUCACAACCCGGCCGCCAACGUCCGAUCGCCGACGCGAAGUUUCUACAGCAGUAGUCCCGGAAAUGGGACAGGAACCGGAAGUGGCCUCACGACUACCACCAUCAUCACCAGCAGCGGAAGUAGCAGCAGCAACAGCAUUAGCAGCAGUAGUAGCGGCAGCAACGGGGGACCGAAAAGUGCAACCACCUCGCCGAUUUCGACGGUGGCCGCUGCUGGCGGUGCCGGAAGUUCUUGACCGGAAGGAGUGCUGCUGCGAUUCGCUGAAGGUUGUUUCUGCCCGUCGCAGGAACGGGACCGUGCCGGAGAUUCUUCACCCGGACAUCGGACCCCAUCGGAAACGGUGGUCUUGAGUCCGCUGAGCCGAGCUACCCUGGAUGACGAGGUCUGGCGGAUCUAAAUCCGGAGGUUGUAUAGUGUAGUAACUUGUGUAACAUUUUGACCCAAAGGGUUUCGUUUUAAGGCUAGUUUUAAUUUGUUUGCAUGCAAUCUCGGCUCGGCGAAGUGGCUCGUCCCUAAAAAGGGCGAAGUGUCGACGAAGCUUGCAUGGACCUCAAGUGACAUAGGACAUCCCAAAAAGUAGUAGUCUUGAUCCUAGUAUCUCUCAAUGUAAUAGUUUACGUUUAUAUUUUUGAUUAUGUCUGGAUUGAAUCGGCCGAUCGGACGAAUUUUUUGAAACAAUUUUAUAUAUUCGUUAUAAUUUGACAUGCCUCACUUUUGAAAAAAAUCAGUAUGAAGUUGGUUUUUAAUAUUGUAAUUAUUUUGUAUGAAAUUUUUAUCAUUUUCUAAUGAAAUAAACAAAAUUAUGAUUCAAAUAACAGGGUUCGGCAAUUGAAGUGCUACAUUGUAAGCAGAAACUUUUUCAUUCAAAUUUAUAUAAUUUUACUUCAAAACUAGUUAUCUACUUUUUAAACUGUGACCCAAAGAUGGGUUUUGAUUCAAACAUUCAGUCAGCGAAACUUUUUUGUGAAGAAAUGAAUCCAACCGUGUAAGUUGAAAUUUCAGGGAAUAGUUGAAAAUUGAUGUUGGAAAACAUGCGAAAUCGUCUUGUCUCCCGGUAGGAAUUGAACCUACAUCUUGCUCCUCUCCAGGGCCCAUGUAUUACAGGAGACAACCUGCCGCAUGAAAGUUAUACUGGUCGAGUGUCGAAGUCUAUCGGAAUGAAGGGAAUUGUUCUCUUAUGAUUUCAUUUCACGGUAGAUGGACUCAUAUUUGGAUAUUUUUAGCAACGGCAAGAUUUACAUGGCCUUCUCAUGUACUGUACUUGUUGUCAGUUAUGAUGAGAAUUUAUGCGUUUGCCGUUUUAGGAUAUCCAGCCAAGUUCAGUGUUUGGCACCGCCUUAUUAACCUACUUUUAGGAAAUUCAUCAGGACAGCUCGACUUUUUGCCCUUCAGGCCACUUGCUGCUGGAGAUCAAAAAACUUGUCAUACGGACUCCACGGGGCGUUUUUGGUAUAAUAUUCCCGGAGAAAAACCUCUGCAAUCAAAGUUAGGUGUUUCUUGAUGUCAAUGUGUCAAUAUACGUAAAAUAUGAAUUAAUAACACCAUCAUCAAAGCAUCCCUCAUCCUCAAGGGUUUUGUUCGGCCGGUGCUUGUGGUUCAAUAACCCUAGCCGCUUGGAGAAGGGCUUCUACCUGUGCAGCAGGCACUUCUUGUUUUGCUGGCAAGCCGUUCUUCCCUGGACUUAGGUGUCUAUCAUGGCAUUUAACUGGACUUCUCGCUGUGGCUUUCGGAUCCACCCUCCAUAACGCAUUAAUGGUGCAUCAUUUUCCAGUUUAACCAGCAAUUCUUUUGCUAUCCAUGCCACAUUCUUAUAAUUUUGAGAUGCAACAGCGGUCAUGUCCCCGCCGAAUGCAUAGUAUGGGUUCUUUUGGACAACCCGAAGAGCUGCUUCAACGUGCACCAUCUCUGCACCGAAAAAUCCUAUAAUCUGACCCCAGAGAAAAUCGAGAUAUGAGUUAAGUGCACGCCGGAUGGUCGAGAUAGCGGUUAGUCCAGCCCCGUGAGCCUGUGCAGGGGUAGUCACUAGCCUGUCCGCGUUGGCCGGUAUUCUCCCUAUCAUGGCAGUGAAUACUUGCAGGGCCUUAGCAGCCGAAAUGAUCGUCCUAUACGUCGCGUAGACGAACUUUAUUUGGUCAACAUCUAAGGCGGUAUUGACCUGUAUACCAUCUCGGAUAUCGUCCGAGAUCUUGUUCAAGGACGCAUCAGUAACUGUUCCGCGCUUGGCAAGAGAUACUAUGGCUGUAGUAUAUUCAGCCACCACACGGAAGAGUCCUGGCUCGAAUCUGAUUGUCCCUUUGUCCGUAGACUCUGACCAGCACUGCACUUCUUAUUUGGGCUGGUGUGGGGUUGUCGGCUGUCAGACCAAACUGGGCUGUAGUAGUCGGUUCAUCAGCUUGGGAGUACUCCCCUAUAUUGUGGUAAAUAUACCUGCACAUAUGAUUGAGGAGGUCUAAGGCCUGCUCCUCACCCAACAAAAACUCAUUGGUGAUGGGUAUCAUUAGCCGGCCACACAACGGUGCCAUUUGCGACACUCUUUGGUUCGCGAGGUGGAGAUUACGAACCCUAGCCCAUACUAUCAAGCUGACAAAAAUCAGGUCCUUAUCGGACAUGAUCAUCGUAGACGGAUCCUGUUUCCAGUACAGCCUUGUCUGAAACAUUAUCAGCUCCCUGUAUGCCGAGCCUGUGGCCAGUCUUCUAUUUGUGUUUAACGCAUCCCACAUAAUGGCGAGAUCUGGGACACCAUUGCCUACACUUACAACAUUUGUCCCAGCAUUCCUUCCUGAAUGGCCAAAGGAGUCAUUAGGAUCCUGGGGCUGCCCUGCUGGAGCUCUUGGAGAUGUCAUUUCUUGAUAUUCAAGUGCGUCAGUGUAUUCGAGACUCUCCGAACUUGACGUAUCAAUUCUUAGGCCGGAUUGUCAUAGUGAUAGAUAAGUGAUAAACCGCAAGUAGGAAAUAUCAGUAAUAUUCCAGUAAACACUUCCAGUGCUUAUUGACACAAAUCCUCUGACAAAAUCUGAAUCUGAGCGGAUAAAUCCCGUGCUUGGGAUAAUUAAAAUCUGUAAAUCCCGUGCUUGGGAAAAAUAAAAACGUGAGUGAGUGCUCGUGAUUAGUGAUUGAAUACGGCAUCUAACUGAGAUCACUGAAUCAACCAUCCGGCUCGAAGGACCACAAAUCCCCUUCGAUAUGCGCUGUUUCUUUUCAUUAUGGCAUCAUUUCUAGUGAGAAGAGACAGCGCAUAUCGAAGUUGCCGUUUCUGAGAGAUAAAAGGGACGACUUUAUUCUCCUACAGGUCUUCUUAUCUUCUAAGUAAUUUCUUUCAGUUCUACCCGCCUGAGUCACUUUUGAGAGUGGUUUACUUAGCCCCAGCCGGAGUCGAGAUGGUUUUUUUUUGUCGAGAUACGCUGUGCGAACGAGAGCUUUUGCUCGAAAGUAACUCUGAGAUCUUUUAUCGUUGAAACUCUUUCUAAUGUGGAAUCAUCGAGCAAAUAGUCGAAUACAAUUGAUGCUCUAGUAUUGAAAAACUUAUGCAUUUACACUUUCCAACGUUCAAUUCCACCUCAUGCGUAUCACACCAUAACAAUAAUUUGUUCAUGUUCUCUUGAAGCGCAAUGCAAUUUACUAUCGAGUCAGGGACUCGAUUAGUAAAUUGUAAGUUUUUAGGUCAUCGGCGUACAGUAGUUUAGUCGAGUUGAGGUAGGUAGCUAUGUCGUUUAUGAAAAGUACAAAGAUAAGCGGCCCUAGGUGACUACCUUGUGGAACACCAAAUAGCAUAUCGAAUUCUGUAGUGUUUUCCUCGGAUGCGGCCAUUUUAUUAUCCAUGGAGGGAACCCGUAGUGUUCAAGCUUUGUUAUUGCUAUGCUAUGGUGUAGUUUGUCGAGAGCCUUGGCAAAGUCGGUAUAUUUUGCAUUUUUUAAUUGUUGCGAUGGGCAAUUCAUUUACAACAUCAGAUUUGCCAGCGUCGAUCUUUUCUUUACAAAACCGUGCUGGUAUUCGAUGGGUAUCGGUUUAGCUGCUGAAAAUAGCCUUUGAUAUAUCAGAGACUCGAGCACUUUGGAAAAGCAGCACAUGAUUGAUAUGGGCCUGUAGUUUUCUACACGGUGAGAGUUUCCAUAUUUUAGGAUUGGAGAUACUGAAGCAACUUUCCAGUGGCUGGGAAAAGAACAUUCAGAGCUGUUGAAAAUUAUACGUAGCGAUACGGCAAGAGAUUAGGAUUGUUCGAUCUUCUGGAAAAGAUCGAUUCCCAAGAUCGAAUGGUUGAAUGGUUCUAGGAUCGAUCCACCUAAAAAAUCGGAGCAAGUAGAUCGAUCUCUGCAAGAUCGAUCUUUUAAAUUUUUGUUAGGAGCGCUGCACGAGGGCUGCAUUAUGCUGAAGUAAAUAGUGACAAACGAUAGGAAAGCUUAUAAAUUUCAACAUCGAAUGUAUGAGCAAUAAAAAAAUAUGUUUUCAAAUGCAACGUCAGAAUUUUUAACUUUCCGUGAAUUUGGUUGAGUGUAUAUUAAGCUUGCCAGAUUGAGCGGUUUAUCCGGGUUUUCCCGGAUAUGUAAUACAAAAUGGGGAAAGUCCGGUCCGGCCCGGUAGCCCGGUUUUUUUUUAAAUCCGGAUUUAUUCAUUCAUUAUUAUUAGAUUGAAAAUAUGAGGUUAAUAGUUCUUUAUUUCAAAAGUAUGUACACAAUGUAAAAAUUCUAUAAGUUCUGUGAAAAUUUUCAAUAUUCUGUGAUUUCUAAUACAGAUUCUGUGAAGAAUAUUUGCAAUUCUGGCAAAUUUCAGAUUAUUCUGUGAUUUCGGCAACCUAGCUAUGAGACUUGAAAGUAUCGAUAAGAACUUAAAUCUUGAGCCGAGUAAAAUGCUUCAGAAUAUUGUAGCUUAAUUCAAUGCUGAAUGAGCUUUCAAGCAACCGUUCUAUGGGACUUAAGAUUAUUUGAGUAUUUUAUAAAUGUUCUGGUUUUCUCAAGAAUAUAGAGGUUAAAACGCUAGGACUCUAUCCAAGAUCAACCAAUCCUACUAGAGAUGCUGCGAUUUUUUAUACCAACGACGAUGGAAUUCCUUUCAGGACCGGGUCCUUUCGACGGAUCGAGCUUACUCAAAUCAAUAGAAACCUCCUCAAUAGUGAAAUCAGGCUGUGGCAUUCGAAGUAAGCAUCGUCAGAGUUUAAGGUUUACGAACUAUACACACUGCUGAAAAAUUCGGCAUACAAAUCAGCUGACUCGUAGUACCCGAUGUGCGGUCUUAGAACUUGACAGAUGAAGAAACAAUUUUUGUGAGGCGGCGGCUAUUGAUACACUUCCAAAAAGUAGAGGGAUCUUGCUUUCAUCACGUUCAAUAUUCUGAAUGUAUAGUCCAAAGGUGGUUGCGCAGAGCCGAAUAUUCGUCUUCUUGUCUCAAUAGGUGUGCUUUAUUAUUAUUAGUCUUACUUCGGAAGUAGCCGAGUAAAAUGCUUCAGAAUAUUGUAGCUUAAUUCAAUGCUGAAUGAGCUUUCAAGCAACCGUUCUAUGGGACUUAAGAUUAUUUGAGUAUUUUAUAAAUGUUCUGGUUUUCUCAAGAAUAUAGAGGUUAAAACGCUAGGACUCUAUCCAAGAUCAACCAAUCCUACUAGAGAUGCUGCGAUUUUUUAUACCAACGACGAUGGAAUUCCUUUCAGGACCGGGUCCUUUCGACGGAUCGAGCUUACUCAAAUCAAUAGAAACCUCCUCAAUAGUGAAAUCAGGCUGUGGCAUUCGAAGUAAGCAUCGUCAGAGUUUAAGGUUUACGAACUAUACACACUGCUGAAAAAUUCGGCAUACAAAUCAGCUGACUCGUAGUACCCGAUGUGCGGUCUUAGAACUUGACAGAUGAAGAAACAAUUUUUGUGAGGCGGCGGCUAUUGAUACACUUCCAAAAAGUAGAGGGAUCUUGCUUUCAUCACGUUCAAUAUUCUGAAUGUAUAGUCCAAAGGUGGUUGCGCAGAGCCGAAUAUUCGUCUUCUUGUCUCAAUAGGUGUGCUUUAUUAUUAUUAGUCUUACUUCGGAAGUAGCGCUGGCUUUUCGGACCAAAAUGCGGUUUAUUCGAAGUUCAAAAUUCUACCAAGGAAGUUUAUAAGGCUUACGGUGGGUGGAUCGUCUAGGGGGCGUAAACUCGCCGAAGCUGACAGUAGAAUACAGAAACCGCAUCAACGACAGCCAGAUCUUCGAAAACUGAUUGCCAGUUUGUCUCAUCUAAUAAUUCAGCAACUCGUUCGACGUUGCAAUGCGAAAAGUCUAAAUUUUGUCUGAGAGGGCUACCCAUGUCCAUAGGCUCAUCAGAACUAUACUCAAGGAGUAAAUUUAAUGGCUGAUGAUGACGGUCAGUGUUUAAAAGAGCUUUUGGUGUUUGCACAAGUCCACCUUGAUCGGGUUAUAAAAAUGAGGUCAAGAACUCAGCCAUUAACGUUUACGAGGGAACAUAACUGUGAUAACCUGGAAGCUAUCGGACGAUUCGAUCACAGCGUUCUGUGAAGCGUUCACUGGCAAAAAUCCAUUUUCAGUCUCGUCGUAGCUCCAAUGCAUACUCGAUAGAUUAUAAUCCCCAGCUACAACGACGAAAGCUUAGCAUGCUGCAGUAUUCAGGAUAUAGUCGGACGUGUGUGUGUGUGCGGUGCACACAAAGAAGUUUCGCUAUUGGGUCUGAAGUAGACACAACACAAGAAGACGGAUUCGCUCAACUGGUGCGAGAUCCGGUUCGAAGGACCAAUAUUUGCCGUGUCUCAGCCUCGCUGUCGGUUACUUGCUGUUCGAAGCCGCAUUAUGGUUGGGCCUGGAUAUCAGGGUCUUUCCUCAGUCAACAAAAUAUCCACGCUGUUGUAUGUAUUGUCGGCGUCUUCGUAGAAGGUGUUCCCAUGAUGGAAUAUAAGAAGGACCUACGUGGUGUUGUUCAGGUGGAGGUUCUGUCCAUACCUCUAUAUCUCGAUCGCUGUUCCUGUUGCCCGUGGUUUUUUGUUCACCCCACUCAGACCGCUUGAGCUUCGAUCAAUCAUUUUCUCAUGGUUGAGAGACGACAUAUCAAACCCCCACUCGAUACAUCUGACCCACUGAUGUCCAACAUAUUAAAACCGAUGGAUAGACAGGGCACAGCUGAAUUCGCUGUUCAAUUUGUUAGUUGUUUUAUAUUCGAAGUGAGAAAACAGCGGCAAUAAAAUGUUCUACUGUCCACAUGUUAAAGAGCCAUAGGUUGCCUACUUCCAUCAUGAACCAUGCUAUGUUGGUACUGAUCAUCAACAUUGUAGAGGAGGCAAUAGAGUCGAACCAGUGGCCCAUGGUCUGACGACCUGCCAUGACUCCUGUCCAAUGCUCUCCCAACUGCUCGAUUCGACCACCUUCUAAUGACCCAAUACGCCCCACGCUUUUCCGUGAUACCUUUCCGACAACCCCAGUGAAUGCGGCCUGAAGACUUUCCAGUGGCUCCGACUCCAUGACAGGUCGUUGAGCGACCUCUCAGUUGCCCCUCUUGAUUUUACGGAUGUCCGACAGUCUUCCAUGGCAUCUGAACCGACGACCUACCAGUGACUCUGGCUCGAUGGCAUUCCAUGGCUUCAAUCCGAUGCCCUUCCACUGGUUUUUCCGGAUCUAAAUGAUUCCGAAUGGUUCCGCGCUGAAUGACUAUUCAGUAGCUGCCAAUCUGUACUAUCUUUCAAAAGAUUCACGGAUCGACGAUCUUUCAAUGAUACUGGUUUGGCGACCAUUUCGUCGAUUCUGGCUUGACGAACUUCCAACUUCUCCGGAGUGUUGGGAGGGUUGAACAUUUUCGGCACGAAACUGACCUUAUUGUCCACCAUUGGCAUACCACUUCAGCACGUCCUCGGAGUAGUGGCAUGAGGCCAAAUCCGGCCAUAAGAUUGUUGGACGUUGUGGACCUUCAGGAGAGGAAGCAGCUGCUUCAGGAGGCACUCUUUCAUGUACACCUGUCCGUUCAUCGUGUCCUGGGUCACGAAAGGUGCAGUUCGCUUCCCGCACGUGCAGGUGGCUUGUCAAACCAGGAAUUUCUUCGCAAAUUUGGACAUCUUCUGAGUGCGGACAUGCUCCGAAACGUUGAACUUAUCCUUGGUCGUGAAAAACAGGUUGCCGGGGAUCUGUUUGAAGUCGGCCUUCACAUAUGUUUCGUCGUCCAUGAUGCAGCAUUCAACUUUCGUCAGCAUGUUGAGGUACAACUUCCUGGCAUGGGUUUUUGCGGAUUUGUUCUGCUUCUCGUCGACAUUACGGGUCAUUUUUACCGUAAACGUUCGAAGCCCAGCCUUAGUUUUGGCCUUCUGGACAAAGCUUCGGCUUACGUGCAGCUCCUUAGCCACAUCCCGAACGGAGGCGUUCGGAUUUCGGUUGAAGGCCCCAACUAAGCGGUUGUGAUUUUUUGUUGUUGUACGCAAUACUUUUUCCUUCACUUCUGGACUUCCGAUCGGUGAUCAAUCGUUCCUCGAACCGCUAAAUUACUCGCAAUACCGUGGAAUUCGCGAUUUUCAACGUUUUAGCGAUGGAACGAUGCGAGAGCUCCUUGUUCUCGUGAUGAAUGCGCAAGAUUUUAUCACGUACGAGCUGUUCUUUCGACUCGAGUUUUGAUCACAGGACUUAAAACUUGCGGGAUGUAAACAAUGCACUAUGAACUAAAUCCAUCCAAAUUUUCAUUAAAUUCUACCCAACGAUUAAAAAGUUAGACCAAUUUCGUAGUGUGGCUAUUUCAUCGUGGACAGCCUUCAAAAAGGUUAGAUCUCACCAAAUAAGUUGUCAUCCAGGGGAUAAAUUCUUCACUGAUUCAGAUCCGUUCCUUUUUAGUUGGCGUGACUGCUGAUGGUGUUUGAUACUAAGACCUUUUGAAACCGAAACUUCUGUAGCCGUUUUGCCGCUUCUCACGUCUUUCCGGUGUAUGAAAUAUCUACGGGAAUUUCCCAUUUGAUACAGCGCACUUCAUAAUUAGUUCACAAUAUUCACAUUCGCAGUUAAAAUCUGCGGGAUUCCAUGUUGGCUCAAUUGUAUUUAUACUAUUUUUACCUCUGGCAAAACACUUAUUUUACGGAGCGAAAUUUUUUGACGCCCUUUGCAAUGCAACGCCUACUUGAACUCCUCAAUGCUGGCUUGACGAACUUCCAACGAAACUUAUCUCUCGAACUUUUUCGAUUCGAAUUCCGGAGGUCCAAUGACUUCGGACUGACGGCCUCACCUAAUGGUUUCUGACUUAUUGACCUUCUAUUGUUUAGGUUAACUGAGCUCGGUCGUUUUAGUAAUAACUUAGAAAUUGAACACAUUUGUUUUAGCAUUUUGUUCGUGUAGAGACAUGCUGCCAAAUCCGUCCGGAGGAUCACCAGAAUGCUCUGUAAGCCUUCUGAAGAGGUUGAAACCGUUUUUGGAUGCUCGCUUUCAAAUAGACGAGUCCAUUCGUGGUCCAUUUUUGGAUUUAUUUCCAGUUUUAGAAUUUGGCAUUAGUAUAAUUUCAAUUCUAAGUUCGAUCGAUUCAAUCCCGACAGCGACUAAGGCUUCCAAACCCGUCUCAAUGCUCUCAAACGCAAAACAGGUAUCUCCUUCUAGCUAUCUUUAAAUGUAAAAAAACCGAAAAAAAAGUUAAUACCUAAAGUAACUCAAAUCAAAUAAUAUCAAACUAGUCCCUGAUUUGUCGGUUUGAUGUUGUGUCAAUAUUUAUCGUUCGUAUGUGAAAAUUAAAUAUCCAGGAAAAUAAACCAGUUUAAUUGCAAUCAGGUAACGCAAUAGAAGGAGAAAAAGUGUCGAAUUUUGAAGGUUAUAGGUGUAAACCAAAAAGAAACCAUUUGCGCAAUGUUCCGAAACGACUGAUGAUACUCUCUUUUGAUGGUACCUUUAUACCUAACUGUAGUAACUCGAAAGCAACAAAGGCUAGAAAUUGACGGGAGGAUGUUGAAAUGAUUCCGUUGAUUGUUGGCUUUGCAGAACGAUCUCGAUUUUAGACAAACUCAACUUCUUUAUAAUUGAAUAGUAGUACUAACCAAAAACAAAAAGAUAAACUAACCGUAGAUUUUUUAGCAGUUUUACAAAAUAUGUACGGGCAAAGAUAAGAGUUCAUGAGAGGGAAGCUAGAUUUUUGUAUACUGUGUAAAGAAACAUUUCUAUGUAGGAAAAGGCCAAAAAACGUUAGGAAUCAAUUUAGGAGAAAACGGUGAAAUCACUUUCGCCACGGUUGCAUCAAGCAUACAGAAAAAAAUGCUAUGCUACACACAAUAAUGCGAUAUAGAGUUUUGUUUUUGCCAAAACAUAAAUUAUAAUCCACAACUAUAACCAGUAGUAAGACGUUAAGUGAAGCAGAAAUACACCUCCUGAAAGCAAUCGAGAACCGUCUCAAUGUCGUUUUCUCUGGUAACGAAUCAAAAUGUCGCCGCUAAUCAUCGAAGUGAUAACGUUUUUUUUGUUCAAUGUUUCCGUUUCAUGAAGUCAGCAGCACACCUGUUUGCUGAAAUUAGUCAAAUACACAAACUGGAAUACUGUAGA